UGGAGUUUCCUUCCUGGCUUCUUGGCCUCACUCUCGCUGAUGCAGGGCCGGCCGGCAGCGAUGGCGGAGGACGGCUCUAGCUGCCAGGUGCCCCGCCUGGCGUGGCGGUGCGUCCUGAAUGCUCUGUUCCUGCUGUGUCUUGGUAUAGGGAUCUACUGCUUGCUCUGCAAUCUCUCACUGUGCCCGCAGCAGCAGCAGCUCGGGUCACCUGGGUGGGACAUAGCUGAGCUGCAGCUGAAUUACACAGGACCUCAGCAAGACCCCAGGCUGCACUGGCAAGCGGGUCCAGAACUUGGCCGCUCCUUCUUGCAUGGACUAGAACUGGACAAUGGACAGCUGCGUAUCCAUCGUGAUGGCAUCUACAGGCUGCACAUCCAGGUGACACUGGCCAACUGCUCUUCCAGGCGAACCACCACACCCCGCAGGGCCUCCUUGAUUGUGGGCAUCUGUGCCCCCACCACCCACACCAUCAGCCUACUACGCCUCAGCUUCCACCAGGGUUGUACCGUGACCUCCCAGCGCCUGGUUCCUCUGGCCCAAGGGGACAUCCUCUGCACCAAUCUCACUUUGCCACUGCUGCCCUCCCAAAAUUCUGACGAAACCUUCUUUGGCAUUCAGUGGGUGCACACUUGAAUGCUGCUCCUGCAGCCUGUACCUCAGUGGCUAGGGGCCAGCCACAUACACCAGAGCUGGCGGAUUCAAACCCAGCCUAGGCCUGCCAAACAACAAUGACAAUUACAAAAAAAAAAAAAAAAUCGCUAGGUGUUGUGGUGGGCACCUGUAGUCCCAGCUAUUUAGGAGGCUGAGGCAAGAGAAUUACUUAGCCCAAGAUUUUGAGGUUGUUGUGAGCUGUGAUGCCAUAACACUGUACUAAGGGUGACACAGUGAGACUCUGCCUCAAAAAUAAAAUUAAAAUUAAAAUUAAAUUAUUUCUUCAGGGUGGUGAGUAGUAUGGACAUUUUAGCAGUAUUAAUUUUUCCAAUUCAUAAACAAAAAAGUUGAUGAUAAGUAUUUUAUUCUUUUUCUUGCUCUUAUAAAUGGAAUAUACUAGUAAUGAACUAUCUUUUUUAGCUAUCUUUCAUGUGAUAUUUUGUGAAUUUUUUAACAUUCAUGAAUUUGUCUCUUCUUGUGUGGCGUUUUUUGUUUAUUUGUUUUUUUUCUUGAGAUAGGGUCUCGCUCUGUCACCCAGACUGGAGUACAGUGGUACAAUCAAGCUCACUGCAACCCUCCUGUGUCAGCCUCCCAAGUAGCUGGGACUAGGGACCUGCCACCAGCUAACUUGUUAAUUUUUUGUGGAGACAGGGUCUCACUGUGUUACCCAGGCUGGUCUCAAACUCCUGUGCUUAAGUGAUCCUCCUGCCUCAGCCUCCCAAAGUGUGGGGAUUACAGGCAUGAGCCACCAUGCCUGGCACUUAGUAUGGGUUUUUUAGCUUAAUCCUCUCCAAAAGUCCACACUGCUCAAAAUUGUUCUCAUCCUGCCUGGCUUGAAUCUCACAACCCAAAACCUGCCUGAGAUUCCAGUUCUGUCCUGACAUCUCUGGGUCUCUCUCUCUCUCUCUCUCUCUCUCACACACACACACACACACACACAC
Molecule: messenger RNA, 1592 nt
Organism: Nycticebus coucang (slow loris)
Lineage: Eukaryota; Metazoa; Chordata; Mammalia; Primates; Lorisidae
Gene: CD70
Product: CD70 molecule
Exons: 3
Coding region: 40-633 (197 amino acids)
Biological process (GO): immune response; tumor necrosis factor-mediated signaling pathway
Cellular component (GO): extracellular exosome; plasma membrane
Molecular function (GO): tumor necrosis factor receptor binding
Source: RefSeq, a predicted model, not a curated record